Molecule: messenger RNA, 1617 nt
Organism: Aspergillus luchuensis
Lineage: Eukaryota; Fungi; Ascomycota; Eurotiomycetes; Eurotiales; Aspergillaceae
Product: fungal specific transcription factor domain-containing protein
Exons: 2
Coding region: 1-1617 (538 amino acids)
Biological process (GO): DNA-templated transcription
Molecular function (GO): DNA binding; zinc ion binding
Source: RefSeq, a predicted model, not a curated record
AUGAAGCUUUUGAAUCAUGAAUUGAUCGGUCGAGUUCCCGAGGUUGAGAAAGAGGCAUCUCAGCAAGUAUCAAGUCAAAAAUCUAAGCGCAACAAAACCUACCCAUCUCAUCAGCCCACUGAACAUGCUGAAGCGCUCAAAGGCCUACUUGCGGCAUUACCAACAGAACCUGAAAUGAACGGAAUCUUCAAGACUAAAAGUGGAUGGUGGAACUCCUGGCGUGAAUCGUUCGGGCUAAGCUGGGGCGACGAAGGCGAUUCCAGCCUUGAGGUGUUCGCUAUUCGGACUUUCCAGACCGGCCAUCCAGCUCUAGUUGGAAGUCUCUUACUCUGCUUUGCUCUCAGCACGGGUGACUUUGCAAAUUAUCUUUCUUCAGUAGAACAUUGGAUCCUGAACAAUGAUGAGCUUGCUGGCAGUAUAUAUGGCUUGCAGUGUUUGAUGGGCCUGGGGCUCUGCUUCAUGAGUUCCUUACAGCCCCGUCGUGCGUGGGCCACAUAUCGUAAGGCUAAUACGCUCUUGCAGCUUGCGGGAAUCCAUCGGACACACCGGAAGUCCAAUAGUCUGGAUACAAUUUUCUGGCAGUUGUUCUCGGCCGACCGAUGGGUUAGUCUGCUUAUUGGCCUGCCAUAUUCAGUACCCGAGAAUCUCUGUGAUCUUUAUAUUCCUCCACCAGAAGAGGAGUCAUUAGUCAACUUUCAUUACCGACACCUGUCAAUCCUGACUGGUCGGGUCAUUGAUUGCCUGCAGUCUGAUAAAAGUCCUACAUUAUCCACAGUCACAGGAGUGGACGAGAAAAUCGAUGAGAUUACGGCGCAUUUACCAUUCGGAUACCUGGAUCUGGAGCAGAUUAGACGAUGUCGAGAUGCAAAAGACAGGCACACUCGGGCUUUCCGCCUGGCUCAUGUUCACAGCUUGAAAGCACAGCCAUACAUGCCAUUAUUCUUGCAAGGAGCCCAAGGCGAUAAGCAGGAGUAUAGUCGGAUGGCUUGUGUGAGGAGCGCAAGGACUCUCCUAGAAGCGUAUCUUCUCCUGCAUGAGAGUGACCCUGCUGCGGCACGCACGGACAACAGCAUCAAACAAUCAGCACCGAGUGCGCUAACAGCAGCUGUGAUUGUCUUCUUGAAUAUGCUCGGUUAUGGGAGGAACGAUGCUGCAGGUGCAGUACAGGAAAGAGCCGCCGAGAAAGUCUAUGAUGAUGGGCUGAUUGAACGGACGCUGAUCGCUUUGAACAGCUGGUCAGAGGAUCAACCAGGCUCAUUAUCUGGCCAGUGCCAUGCCACGCUGAAAGACCUAGUGAAAAGCAGCCGAGGAUUGCACAAAGGAGAGCGUCGUGAGAUUGUCGUGCCAUACUUUGGCAGGGUGACUGUUGAUCGCAAAGAGGGCCCUUCGCAGGCUGCUGAUCCCUGGCUAGAGACUUCAAGCGGAGAAGGCCCUUUGUUGGAGUCGAAUGCCGAUAGCAUCGCUGCCUGGCCUGCCCUGUACGAUGAUUUUUAUCUUACCUAUUCCGGCCCAUGGACAGCGCAAGAUGAUUAUGUAGGAGGGCUCGUUGACAAUGCCGAUGCAGCAGCAGCUUUCGAUUGGAUAGCCGAGCCCGGUCACGGCUUUUGCCAAUACUGA